This is a messenger RNA of Hyalella azteca, 2628 nucleotides long. RefSeq names its product kelch-like protein 3. Lineage: Eukaryota; Metazoa; Arthropoda; Malacostraca; Amphipoda; Hyalellidae. The coding region runs from base 59 to 2221 and encodes 720 amino acids. The transcript is spliced from 16 exons. The record is from RefSeq and is a predicted model, not a curated record. Gene Ontology annotation, molecular function: protein binding.
AAAAUUCCUUGUAACAUGGCUUCAUCAUAUUUUUCUUUUCAAUAUAUAAGUCACUGCAAUGGAUGAUGGUCAACAUGAUGUUCCUCCUGGGAAUGAAGCACAGAAUGUCAGAAUGAACAAUCCAGAGCAUCUUGGGAACAAUGUUGGUGCUGAUGAGGAUAUGGGUGACGCUCCUGCUGCUGCUGCUCGUGCCAAUGAUGUGAUGGUCAUUGAUGAUCAUAAUUUCAUUGGUGCAAAUGAUGACAUUGAUGAUGACCCUGAUAUUGUGGAGGAAAAUGAUACUGAAGAUGAUGAUGAUGAUGAUGGUCUAGCUGAUCAGAUUGAGCAACACAUCCUAUUCCACGACCUGGUUGAUGCUGACCGCCCUCAUCCAGCGCCUUUGGCACGAGACAACAAUCCUGGGCCAGUGCUUUCACUGGGUAAUGGCCAGGGACGUUUGCUUCUGCGACAUGCAAGCCAAAACAGCUUGGAUGAGAGUUCUCAGCGCAACCUUCCUCGUAAUGAUGGAAGCCACUCCAAUCCUCCCUUCACCAAUGGACAGCAUUUUCAAAGAGCUUUUGAUGUUUUUAAUGUUAUGAGAAGUGGGAAGACCUUGUGUGACGUGGUGCUGAUUGCUGGAGACGUUGAGGUUUCAGCUCACAAGACAGUACUGGCUGCAUGCAGUCCAUACUUUAUGGCCAUGUUUACUAGUUUCGAGGAGAGUCGGAAAGAACGAAUAGUCUUGCAAGAAAUUGACGGUGCAGCUCUUGAGCUUGUCAUAGAUUAUAUCUACUCGGCUGACAUCUCCGUCACCGAGGAUAAUGUCCAGGUUUUGCUGCCUGCUGCCAACAUCCUGCAGCUAACGUUUGUGCGGGACUCUUGCUGCGAGUUCCUGAUGUCCCAACUGCACCCCACAAACUGCCUCGGCAUACGCGCCUUUGCCGACCUCCACGGCUGCCUGGAGCUAUGUGAGCGUUGUAAUGAUUACUAUCAAGAAGAUAUCAGGGAGGUGGUGGACUGUGAAGAGUUCCUCAGCCUCUCCCACGACCAAGUUGUACGCCUCAUAUCCAGCGACCGACUGCAGACUCCUGCUGAAGAGAAGGUGUUUGAGUGCGUGAUGGCGUGGGUGCAACACGACGUAGCAACACGUCACCAACACGUCGCGGAGCUGAUGGCGUUUGUGCGUCUACCGCUGCUGCAGCAGGACUACCUCGUGCAGAGGGUGGAGCGUGAACCACUGCUUAACAGCAACAUAAAGUGCAAGGAUUACCUCAUUGAGGCGCUGAAGUAUCACCUGCUGAGCUCUGAACAACGCUUGCAGUUCAAGACUCCUAGGACAAAACCCAGACAACCUGUUGGUGUUCCAAAAGUGCUGCUGGUGGUUGGAGGGCAGUCACCGAAGGCGGUGCGCAGCGUUGAGUGCUACGACUUCAAAACAGAGAAGUGGUCGCCCGUGGCGGAGAUGCCGACAAGGCGAUGCCGAUGCGGGCUGGCGGUAGUAGAGGGCCGCGUGUACGCCGUGGGCGGCUUCAACGGGUCCUUGCGCGUGCGCACCGUCGACGUCUACGACCCCGCGUCCAACACUUGGUCAGGCUGUGCCAACAUGGAGGCUCGACGCAGCACCUUGGGCGUUGCUACCAUCAGCGGCAAAAUAUAUGCUGUGGGAGGUUUUGAUGGCUCAACAGGGCUGAACAGCGCUGAGGUCUACGACCCAAAGAAGUCCGAAUGGCGAAUGAUUGCACCCAUGACGACACGACGCUCUUCUGUGGGCGUCGGCGUCCUGCAGGGCAAGCUUUAUGCGGUUGGCGGGUACGAUGGCGCCUCAAGACAGUGCCUGUCUGGCGUUGAGAGAUACUGUCCUGAGACGGACGUAUGGACCCCCGUCGCUCAAAUGAUAGCGAGACGAAGCGGUGCCGGCAUUGGUGUGAUAGACAACGAGCUGUAUGCCGUUGGAGGGCAUGACGGUCCCCUCGUGCGCAACAGCGUCGAGGUCUUCAAUCCAGACACCAACAAGUGGCGGUUGGUCGCUGACAUGAACCUAUGCAGGAGAAACGCUGGUGUGAUCGCCGUGGACGGGCUGCUGUACGUAGUUGGGGGUGACGAUGGCACAUGUAACCUCACCUCAGUUGAAGUCUACGACCCAUCCUCCGACACGUGGACGCUCCUCGCUGCCAGCCUCUCUAUUGGGCGGUCGUACGCGGGGCUCGCAGUAGUAGAGAAACCCGUCGCGCAUUCCUCCUAAGCUGUUAUCUAUUAUAGUUAUAUUAUUCUUUAAUCCUUUGUUUAUUGACGAGAACUGUUGGGUUACUCUCGACACGUCCUCUUAAUCUAAUCGCAGUAUAUUAUUCUUUAACCCUUUGUCUACUGACGGUGACUCUCGAUACGUGCCUCUUACUCUCCUCAUCACAGUUGACGACAGUCGACAGUUUACCUAACCUGUCCACUGACGGUAAUUCUCCAUCCAGGCCUCUUAAUCGACUCUUCUUAGUUCAAUUUUAGCCCUCUACUUACUAACAGUAACUCUCAAUGCCAAAUAUUUAGGAAAGAAUAGCAUUGUCGAUCGUCCGUCUUACCUUAGACAAAGGGUUAAAGUCUUAUAUUAUUAUUUUAAAUGACCGCACCUGGAAGAACUUCUCAGAAUCCGUCUUA